Molecule: messenger RNA, 2953 nt
Organism: Chlorocebus sabaeus (green monkey)
Lineage: Eukaryota; Metazoa; Chordata; Mammalia; Primates; Cercopithecidae
Gene: MTRFR
Product: mitochondrial translation release factor in rescue
Biological process (GO): translational termination
Cellular component (GO): mitochondrion
Molecular function (GO): translation release factor activity
Source: RefSeq, a predicted model, not a curated record
GUGUGACAAGGGAGUGGCGAUGCUGUGAAACCCUCUUCUCUGAUUGGCUCUCUGGAAGCCAGCCGCUGCCACGAGGGAAAGAAGCUUCAGUUUGUCGCAUGCGCAGUCCUCAGCCAGCAGAGCCAUGUUCCUCAAGAGCACCACGGGUUUAUUUCAUUUUCCUACAUCACUGACCCGAAUAUGCCGGGCGCCCUGGGGACUCCGGCUUUGGGAGAAGCUGACGUUGUUAUCCCCAGGAAUAGCUGUCACUCUGGUCCAGAUGGCAGGCAAGAAGGACUACCCUGCACUGCUUUCCUUGGAUGAGAAUGAGCUCGAAGAGCAGUUUGUGAAAGGACACGGUCCAGGGGGCCAGGCAACUAACAAAACCAGCAACUGUGUGGUGCUGAAGCACAUCCCCUCGGGCAUCGUUGUAAAGUGCCAUCAGACAAGAUCAGUUGAUCAGAACAGAAAGCUAGCUCGGAAAAUCCUACAAGAGAAAGUAGAUGUUUUCUACAAUGGUGAAAACAGUCCUGUUCACAAAGAAAAACAAGAAGCAGCGAAGAAAAAACAAGAAAGGAAAAAAAGAGCAAAGGAGACCCUGGAAAAAAAGAAGCUACUGAAAGAACUGUGGGAGUCAAGUAAAAAGGUCCACUGAGAAAAGAAUUACAGAUUCCAACUGACAGAAUCUGCCAGAAGCUCCCAGGGAAUAAUGGCGGUGAGUUCCAUCACCAGCAUUAUUACAGUGCUUCAAAAGAAAUAUUUUUGAUGAACUUAAAAGACAACAAAGUUAUUUAAAUGGUGCACUAAACUAUAGUGAACAGAGACAUGCACGACUCAAGAAUAAAACUCGGCAGGCAUGGUGGACAGUGCCUCACACCUGUGAUCCCAGCACUUUGGGAGGCCGAGGCGGGCAGAUCACCUGAGGUCAGCAGUUUGAGAACAGCCUGGCCAACACGGUGAAACCCCGUCUCUACUAAAAAUACAAAAACUUAGCCAGGCAUGGUGGUGGGCACCUGUAAUCCCAGCUACUUGGGAGACUGAGGCAGGAGAAUUGCUUGAACCUGGGAGGCGGAGGUUGCAGUGAGCUGAGAUUGCGCCACUGCACUCCAGCCUGGUCAACACCUGGGUGACAGAGCAAGACUCCGUCUCAAAAAAAUAAUAAAACUAGGUUGAGCACAAUGACACACGCCUGUGUCCCAGCACUUUGGGAGUUUAAGGCAGGAAGAUCACCUGAGCCCAGGAGCUCAAGAUUGCACUGAGCUAUGAACACCACUGCACUCCGCCUGUCCACUUGUUCUUGUGUGACAGAACAAGACCCUGUCUCUUAAAAAAUAAGAUAAAACCAUAAAGAAACACAGAGUCAGUACUCUACAAGGAUAAUGGCCACUUCUAGAGGGAAGAAAGGAGUUGUCACUGUGAUGAGGCACUUGGAGGGGCUCUGGGGUGCCUGACAAAGUUCUAUUUCUUCACCUGGGUGGUAGUUAGAAGGGUGUACCCCUAUUUCAAGUUAUACCUUUGUGUGAUUGUAUCUGUUUUGUAAUAAUAAUUUUUUUUUUACAUUAGUAAAGUCAGUUUUUAUAGAGAACUGGAGAAUUGAGUCAAACAUUAAUAGCAUUUGGUGGCAACUUCUCAUCUACUGGGAAGCUGCUGCCCAGUGACACUUAAACAUCAGUUAUCCCGAUGUCAGCUCAAGACAGUAAAACAGAAAACAAGGGCCGGGCGCGGUGGCUCAUGCCUAUAAUCCCAGCACUUUGGGAGGCCGAGGCGGGGUGGAUCACAAGGUCAGGAGUUCGAGACCAGCCUGACCAACAUGGUGAAACCCUGUCUCUACUAAAAAUACAAAAAUUAGCCAGGCAUGUUGGCACGUGCCUGUAAUCCCAGCUACUCGGGAGGCUGAGGCAGGAGAAUUGCUUGAAUCCGGGAGGCGGAGGUUGCAGUGAGCUGAGAUUGCGCCACUGCACUCCAGCGUGAGUGACAGAGCAAGAUUCUUGUCUCAAAAAAAAAAAAAAAGAAAACAAGAUGGUUGGAAGAGUUAAAGGCUCCGUUCCUUGUCCAUGUGCUCCAUUAGCUUCUAGGCUGCAUGAUGCCCAGUUGUGCCUCUGAUGUAGAAAUACAUUCCCUGUGUGUUCAUUUGCAAGAUUUGUAAAGGUGAGGUUCCAGAAUCUGAUUGCUUAUAAAUUUACAUUACUCAAGCUGGAUUUGACUUUAGAGUUUUGUUGUUUUUUUUUUUUUUAAGCCAUGCUUAAUAACUUGGCUUGUUAGAACUCUUCUGGAGUCCACCUAGAAAACAAAUAGGGAAAAAUACUGGGAGGUGAGAAGGCCAUUGUGAGAUUGCCAGUUGCGGGGCCUGCUUCAGUUCUGCAGUCUGUCCAGCAGCCUAGGCCGCAUGUCCAGUGCAUACAUUCAAGCACACCUUUCUCUUUGAGGCUGCCAAUGAAGGCUCUUCUCACCUCAGUGACCGCUUUGGACGCUUACACAUUCAAUGCAGGGCUCAUUCCACACCUCCUGUUGCGAGUGUACAGGACCCUUCCCCAGCCCAAACUCCCUUUAGAAAAUAAAGUCUCUAGAAUGACACCUAAGAAAUCAGUAAUAGUGGGAAGGGAAAUUUGGAGCUGGAGAUGAGGGACAGUGGUUCCCAUUUGUCUCCUCUCUCAUACCUUUGCAACUUUCUGCCACAUGCAGGAAGGGGACACAGCACCCAUUUCCCUAGAGCCUGUUCCUGCUGGCCUUCUGCCUUGUCACAGCUGAGAAUUUGCCUGAUGCCUGCAUCAAAAACAAGUCUCAUUUGUCUUUGUCUACUGCUCAGCAAAGCAAAUUCUCAUUACAGGCAUUUAGGGCCUAAGAUACAGAGUAAGUAUUAAAAUCCCUUUGAGAGGCAUUGUCAGAGACCAACAGGUGGAUUCUCAACACAUCCAGUGUGGCCCAUUUUUUCCCUGGCACCAAAGCAGAUGAUUCUUCCAGUGAGCACCUUAUG